GAGCGAGCAAGCGAGCGAGCGCGCGAGAGUCUCUCUGCAUAUGCAGUGCGGGGACAGCUAGCCCUAGAAGAAGGAGAGGAGGCAGAAAAAGAAGAACUACCGAGCCGAGCGAGAGUGACUUUGCCCUCUCCUUCAGGUCUCUGGCUCCGCAAGAGUCGCCGCCUCUGACUGAGGGGGUCUCGAGUGGACUCUGCUGCUUGCUGCUACUGCGUGUGGCGCGGUGGUUGCUUCGCGAGUGGGUUGCCUCAGGUUACGGCUGCUCUCUUUUGGGGCUGGCUUUUGCAGUCGGGUGCUGCUGUUGCUCUCCGUCGCUGCCGCCGCUUUCCCGCGUUCGCAAGAAGACACCAGUAGCAGCAGCAGCAGCAGCCGCCGCCAGCCUCGCAGCCGCCCCCCCCGCCCCUCCGCCCCCCCCCCCCGCUCGCGUUCACCUUGUUUCUCUCAUGAGCGAAGCGAGACGUGCCGUAGCGGCAGAGGCAGCGGAGGAGCUUUCCUUCCCCGGGGUUUAUGAAUGGCCCUGACAUGGAGGAAAUACCGUUUCAGAAAGUCAAGAAGAGCAAGAAGACGAGGAAGAAGAAGUGCUGCCGCUAUUGCUGCUGCUCCUCCUCUGCCGGGCCGCCGGCGGCCGCGCCACCGCCGCCACCACCACCGGCCGCCAGCAGUAGCGGCAGCACCUCCGGAGCGGCGGCGGCGGCGGCGGCGGGAGCCGUCGGUGGUGGCGGCGGCGGCGGCGUGGUCGUCGGAGGAGGUCCCCCGUCGCGGCGGCGGCUGCUGGACUCCGUCGCCUGCGAGGACCAAUUCGAUUGCAAGGAGCUAGAGUCGCUCUUCCAGAACUACAACCUGAAGCUGGAGCAGACGUCGACGCUCAAGGCGCUGGCCGUGCUCAUCGUGCUGACGGCCAGCCUGGCGCUGGUGGAGCUGCUGUCGGGCCCCAGCUUGACCAUCUCCAAGGGCUCCCACCCGGUGCACUGCAUCAUCUUCCUCUCCCUCUUCAUCGUCACCAACGUCAAGUAUCUGCAGGUCACCCAGCUGCAGCAGAUCGUCAAGCUCACCUUGCUGUUUAGCUUCACCUUCGCUUUCCUCUGCUGCCCCUUUUCGCUGGGCGCCUACGGCAUGGAGCCCCCCAGCGCCCCCGAGCAAGGCAUGUGGCAGCUCAUUUUGGUCACCUUCGUCUCCUACUCCCUCCUGCCCGUCCGCACCCUCUUGGCCAUCGUCUUCGGCUUGAUGGUGGCCGUCUCGCAUCUCAUCGUCGCCGCCACUUCGGUCAGUGCCAAGAGGCAACCCCUCUGGAGGACGCUUGUGGCCAAUGCUAUCCUUUUUGUCAGUGUAAAUUUGUAUGGGGUCUUUGUGAGGAUUUUGACAGAGAGGGCACAGAGGAAAGCUUUCCUUCAGGCCAGGAACUGCAUAGAGGACAGGCUGAAACUGGAGGAUGAAAAUGAAAAACAGGAGAGACUCCUGAUGAGCCUUUUGCCCAGGAACGUUGCCAUGGAAAUGAAGGAAGAUUUCCUGAAGCCACCUGAAAGGAUUUUCCAUAAGAUUUACAUUCAGAGGCAUGACAAUGUUAGCAUACUGUUUGCAGACAUUGUGGGGUUCACCAGCUUGGCAUCACAAUGCACUGCACAAGAACUGGUGAAGCUUCUGAAUGAACUCUUUGGGAAGUUUGAUGAAUUAGCUACGGAAAACCAUUGCCGAAGAAUAAAAAUCCUAGGGGACUGUUACUACUGUGUAUCAGGACUGACCCAACCCAAAACAGAUCAUGCCCACUGCUGUGUUGAAAUGGGAUUGGAUAUGAUUGACACCAUCACAUCUGUAGCUGAAGCCACUGAAGUAGAUCUCAAUAUGAGGGUUGGCCUGCACACAGGAAGGGUGCUUUGUGGUGUCCUGGGUCUUCGCAAAUGGCAAUAUGAUGUUUGGUCAAAUGAUGUGACUCUUGCUAAUGUAAUGGAGGCUGGAGGAUUGCCUGGGAAAGUGCAUAUAACAAAGACCACCUUAGAGUGCCUAAAUGGUGACUACGAGGUAGAACCAGGGUAUGGCCAUGAAAGGAACAGUUUCUUGAAGAAGCAUAAUAUUGAAACCUUUUUCAUUGUGCCAUCUCACCGGAGGAAGAUAUUUCCAGGGCUUAUUCUCUCAGAUAUAAAGCCUGCCAAAAGAAUGAAGUUCAAGACUGUCUGUUACCUGCUGGUCCAACUCAUGCAUUGUCGUAAAAUGUUUAAAGCCGAGAUCCCUUUCUCCAAUGUCAUGACUUGCGAAGAUGAUGACAAGAGAAGGGCAUUAAGGACAGCCUCUGAAAAACUCAGGAAUCGUUCCUCUUUUUCUACAAAUGUUGUAUACAACACUCCCGGAACUCGAGUGAACCGAUACAUCAGCCGUUUAAUAGAGGCCCGGCAAACUGAGUCGGAGAUGGCAGACCUAAAUUUUUUUACCCUGAAGUAUAAACAGAUUGAACGUGAGCAAAAAUAUCACCAGCUUCAGGAUGAAUAUUUUACCAGUGCUGUAGUCUUGUCACUGAUUCUAGCUGCCUUAUUUGGCCUUGUCUACCUUUUAAUAAUCCCACAGAGUACCGUAGUCCUUGUCCUCCUGGUGUUCUGCAUAUGCUUUCUAGUGGCGUGUAUCAUGUAUCUACAUGUCACUCGAGUACAAUGUUUUCCAGGGUGCCUGACAAUACAAAUUCGAACCAUUUUGUGUGUUUUUAUUGUUAUCUUAAUUUACUCAGUGGCACAAGGCUGUGUGGUUGGUUGUAUGCCUUGGGUCUGGAGUACUAAUUCCAGCAGUUCCAUAGUUAUCAUUUCUCCUGGUGGGACAAAUAAGACAAUGAGUGAGCUUCCAUGUGAUGCAGCCCAUUAUGCAUUUCUCUCCUGCGUUGUGGGGACUCUGACCCUGGCAAUAUUUUUACGCGUAUCUUCCUUGCCAAAAAUGAUCCUCCUGCUUUUUGUUACAAUUUUGUACAUAGUCAUUUUGGAACUCAGCGGAUACCGAAAAGCAAUUGGGGGUGGCUCCUUUUAUAUUCGUGGCUAUGAACCCAUAUUAGCAAUCUUGCUGUUUUCCUGUGCUUUGGCACUUCAUUCCAGGCAGGUGGAUUUGAAGCUACGUCUGGACUACCUCUGGGCUGUGCAGGCAGAAGAAGAGAGAGAUGAUAUGGAGAGAGUGAAGCUGGAUAACAAGAGAAUUCUCUUCAAUCUAUUGCCAGCACAUGUUGCGCAGCAUUUUCUUAUGUCUAAUCCAAGGAACAUGGACCUGUAUUACCAGUCAUAUUCACAAGUGGGAGUGAUGUUUGCUUCCAUCCCAAAUUUCAAUGAUUUCUACAUUGAACUGGAUGGCAAUAACAUGGGAGUGGAGUGUUUACGCCUGUUAAAUGAAAUUAUUGCAGAUUUUGAUGAGCUUAUGGACAAAGAAUAUUAUAAAGACAUUGAAAAAAUCAAGACGAUUGGCAGCACAUAUAUGGCAGCUGUAGGACUUGUACCAACUACAGGUACCAAGGCAAAGAAAUCGAUUUAUUCCCAUCUCAGUACACUGGCUGAUUUCGCAAUAGAAAUGUUUGAUGUUCUUGAUGAAAUCAACUAUCAGUCUUACAAUGAUUUUGUUCUCCGGGUUGGUAUUAAUGUAGGCCCUGUAGUGGCAGGUGUUAUUGGAGCCAGAAGACCACAAUAUGAUAUCUGGGGUAACACUGUAAAUGUUGCUAGCAGAAUGGAUAGUACUGGUGUGCAAGGUAAAAUUCAGGUUACAGAAGAAGUCCAGCGAAUAUUGAAGAGAUGCAAUUAUGAGUUUGUAUGUCGGGGUAAAGUCAGUGUCAAAGGCAAAGGCGAAAUGUUGACCUAUUUUCUUGAAGGAAAGACUAAUGGAAAUAAUUCACAAACGCGAUCUUUAAAUUUAGACCGAAAAAUGUACCCUUAUGGGCGAGCAAACAUUCAGACCAAACUGGGCACAAGUUGUCCAUCCAUGUCCUCAUCCCCCAGUCUUUCAGCAAAUGCUGGAGCAGGAACACUUCAAGCGCCGUCAACCCACACCAAUUUGACGCUCCAUUACCUUCCUUCUGUGCCAGCCGUAAAGGAGGUAUGAGAGCGAUGGAAAUUUAGGUUGUGCCAUUUGCAGUGAAUGUGGAGUGCAGAGAUUGCUUCAGUUUUCACCAGGAAGCUUAAGCUACAGGAUUUGGUAUCAACCAAGGAUGUCUACAACCCAACCAAAGAGAACUUGGGAACCGCAUAUGUGAACUUGUGGAAUGGAUCAAAUAAGGGCUAACAAUUCUGUUAGGAAAAGUCUACUACUGAUUUUCUGAAGAUAAGAAACAUUUUAUUGGCAAUUUUAAAGGGUAUAUUGGAUAACAGAAAAUGUAAUGCAAGUGAGGCUGAAUAUGUGCAUAUGUGUGUGUCAGAGAUUCACCAGUGAGUUUUGACAAUUCUUGCACUGGUGAUUGUCAACAUUCAUUGGGAAAACUAUACAAACAAUGUUGGCAAUUUUCAAUUUUUGACAUGCACAGUGGCUAUAUAUAUAUAUGCACAUAUCUAAAUAUUUCUAUGUUUGCUCUGUAGAAAUGAUGAAGGUUUAUAUGUAUAGAACAUUUAUUUAUUUAUAUCCUGCAUUGGUAAAGGGGAUGAAUGCUCUUACUAUCAUAUCCAACUUGGUUGCAUCUGAAACAUUGUUUAAGGGAAGCUGUAUAGACUAUAUGGAAUGUACCUGAGGCUAUAACAAGAAUUGUGGAGCCCCUUCCCAGAGCACUUGGAAAAAAGAAAAGUGUCAGCACUUCCUUUAAUGUAGGGAGUAGCAAGUCCUCAAGUAAACAGAUGUAGCUUUAAAAAUUGCUAUGAUUUCAUAUCUUUGAUUGUUUUCCAACUGCACAGAGAUCAGCCUGCAGGUAACUCUCUGAAGAUAAGUUGGAUCUAGUGUAAUAAAUCAGACUCACGAGUGAAGUCCCAUUCACCUGUAUGUCUAGCUAUGUAAGGCUUGCAUUCACGCCGCUGCAGUGUGUGUGUGAGUCCUGCAACCCCAUGGGUUGAUUGUUGCCUAUGCAGGAGGGGAGGACUUAGGCAAUUGGCUCAACCUGUGUGAUUCAAGUAUUCAGAUGUGUAGUGCAGCAGUGUGGGAACAUUCCCCAGAGAAGUGCUUCCUAUGCCACUUGAGGUUAUAUGUGUGAAUGGAGCCUUCAGACAAUUUCUCUGAGGUAAAAUCAAUUUGCCUGUAGACAAAUGCUACAAAAACGGCAAGUGUGCACACGCCAAAAUAAUACUUCUAAGGUAUAAAGAGUUCUGCCUCUUCAACGGGUCAGAUGGUUGACCAUCCACACAGGCUUUUAUUAGAAGCAGCUGAAUUUGCCAACAGACACUGUUUGAUGCCAGUCUUUCAGAACCAGGUUUGCUCUCGGCUUCCAUUUGGAUAUUCUUAUUGGCAAACCUACCAGAAGAUCCACAUUUAAUUUUGUUUGAAGUUCAGUGUUUCACUCUUCUCACAUUUUUUGAUCAGAUAGAUUAAUACAGUAGCAGCACUUGGUUUGCAUAAUGGUGAUUCCAGUAUCUGAAUAGGCAGCAUCCAGACUAGUUAGCAAUGACUAAGUACCACUGAAAUCAGUGAGAGAAGUUAAACAUGGCUAACUUAAAUCCCAUUAAUUUUAAUGAGACGUCGUCAGAACUUAGUUUACCCAAUAUCUUUUAAAUAAUAACAGUGGCCUGUUUGGUGAAAAUGGAAGCCAUACCUUAAAAACAGCAAGAGGUUUGGUGCUGUGUAUGAGAGCGAGAGUGAAUGUGUUCCUGUUGCUUUCCCAUUUUCUGAUGCUGUACAUUUUAUUUCAAGGCUUUGGGUGUAGCCCGCCAGAAAUGUCUUCUCUGUAAGCCCUGUUGAUAGGAAUGGGAGCUUUCCCUUUUAGAGCUUGCACACAUUUCAGGGGGCCUUGUACAGAACUCAUUCCAGUGGAUUGUCUUCUCUGGUGCCUGUGCUUCAUUGGGAUUGCUGUAGGUAGCAGUCUUUAUGUUUCCCAGCAGCAGCUGCAAGGUCAGGGAACCCUGGCCACUACUUCUUUGCUACAAAGGGGCUAGUGUGUGAUUUGCAGGGAAGAAAGGGUGGAGGGUGUGUGCUCUGAAUUCUUCCCCUUUUCCCUGCAGUCUCCACACCUCUGUUGGGGUCCCCAGGUUUCUGCGCCCCCCCCCCCCCAACAUAUUAUGCGGGAAAGUAGCAGGCAGGAAAAGGGUUAAGCAAAUUCCACUGCUGGUUGCUUCUUUCCUGCAGAUCCCUACCCCACUUUGCAGCAGAGAAAUGGUGACUGCUACAUUUGUAAAGUUAAGUAAAGUUGCACUGUCUAGUCGGUGUCAACUCCUGGCGACCACAGAACCAUGUGGUGUUCUUUGGUAGAAUACAGGAGAAGUUUACCAUUGCCAUCUCCCACACAGUAUGAGAUGAUGCCUUUCAGCAUCUCCUAUAUUGCUGAUGCUCGAUAUGUGUUUCCCAUAGUCUGGGAAACAUACCAGAGGAGAUUCGAACCGGCAACCUCUUGCUCACUAGGCUACUUCCCCGCUGCACCAUUAGGUGGCUACCACACAUGUCAUUCAGCCCUUAUGUGAACAGAAUGAAGCACAAGUGCUGAUGACCUGAGUGGUCCUUUUGGAAUCGCUGGGAACUUUCACAGUAGCGCAUAGAGAAUGUCCAGAUGCUUGUUUUGUUUGUGUUCCUUAACUACAUUUGUCUUAAUCUCAAUCAUCAUAUGAACACUUCUAUUAUAUGGCUGCAAAUGUCUUUUCUUUUCUUUUUUUACAAUGAGGAAAUGUCUACUGUUAUGGAUCUGCUUAUCUCAGCAUGAGGCUGUAUAAAAUAUAGGAACCUUUGGUAAUGAAAUGAAUGUGCUGGGAAGAAUUUAGAUUCAAGUGUGAUCGUUAAUUGCCUUUUUAGUAAUUACUAGUAUUGGUAGCAUCUUUACAACUGUAUGCACAGGAAAGAUGGAGGUAACUAUCUGCUAAACCCACUAAAGUUCUACAUAAAGCUAGAGAAUCAUAGAAAGCUUGGUCCAGAGAUCGGUGUCACCAAACAUACUUGAGUGCUGCAAACUAAAGACACAAUCCUACUGUGUUCUUGCUCAUCUCUAUUUCAGGAUGGCUUUUGCAAAACUUCCCAGAGGAUCAUUGGACUUCCCAGAGGACCACUGGAUUGUCCCCUGUGACUGUGUCCUGUGCAGUAAUCACCUUAAUUAUUUUAUUCUUCAGAUGUAUAUGCUGACCCUCAAAGUGGCUUAUGAUAAUAUUGGACUUGAAGCAUAGCUUUCUUUCAACCAAGAGAAAGAUGUUAAUUUAUUUCAAAGCUCUCUGGGGCAUGCAAUUUUUUGCAGAGUGUUGAUAUGAACAUCUCUUGUCAGGAAAAUUGGAGGUUCCAGUGAGCUAGUGGCACAUUUCUGACAUUCUGAUUUAAACUAAAGGUGUGCUAGAUUUGGGGGAGCAAAUAUUUUCAGUGCAAAGAAGAGAUUGUGUUCCUUGAAAUAUUCCCUAUUUCCCCCCUCCAUUCAGAGUGAGAGCUUCACUUGCCUUCCAUGAUGUCACCAAAUAGGGAAAUCUGAUUAGUUAUGUGGUGUUGUGCUUUCAUCAUUAUUCUCUUUCUCUCACAUUUCUGCCCCACCCAAAUCUCCAAAAGGGGGUGUUUUGGAGAAGUUGAAAAUGUUUUGGGGGGGGAAUAACUCCCCUUGUUUUGGCUUAUUCCUAAUUUAAAUUAUUAUUUUCUAUGGAUUUCUUUUUCUAGUUCAAACCCUGAUCUUGGUAUAGCCCCACAGAGAACCAAGUUCUCUCCUACAUUUUAUGUAUGAAAUUCCUAUUUCAUUUAAGGAAGAUCACACAAAUUCAUCAUGAGCGAAUAGCCACCUUAGUUUAUAAUGAAGUCUUGUGUAAACUUCUGACUAUAAACACUGACCUUGAAGGAGCCCAGUCAUUUGGCAAGUUGUCCUUAGGGAUCUGUCAACAGCAAGCACAAUAUUGCACAUCCGUUUGCACAACUUUCUCUUAAUAAGGUAAUAGUAAUAAUUAAAAGUGUUUCACUCUCCAUUGGAGAGUGGUGAGAUAUCAGAGGUCUUGGAAAGAACUAACUGCAAAAUGUUCCUAUGGUACCUUUUUAUCUUUAAUUUUUUUCCCCCUUGUAAGAUUUUAUAUUAUGGAUAGGGAUGUGCACGAAUUGAUUUUUUGAUGCAAUUUGUACUCGAAUCAAAUCACCCCCGAUUUGUUUUGGGUCCAAAUCUGCCCCCCCAUCACCCCAGAUGCGGUUUGUACCCAAAUUUUCUGAAUCGAUUCAGGUUAAAAAGGGGGGGUUCCAAGGACAAAAGAGUGGGGUGGGUGGUAGUGCCCAAUGGGUGGAAGCUACCACCCAAAUUUUGAAGAAACUGAGUAAAGGGGUGAUUUUAAAAAGAUUUUUGAAGUUCACGUGUCUUUAAGCUGUUAAGGCCAUGGUGUAGUGCACAUAGGGUGCCAACAAACCCACUAGCCCAUGGAGCACGGUGUUUUGUUGUUUUCAGUGUUCAUUUUCUACCAGAGAAUCUACUCUCAGAACACCUCAGACAUUGGAAACAAUGAAACCCAGUGCCCCAUGGGCUUGUCAUUCUGGGGGUGGUUGGCACCCUAUGUGCACUACACCACCACCCGCUCUAGGUGACCCUGGUGCCCCACAAGUGGAGUUACAGGGCUGCUGAAAUUCUCCAUUAUUCCGGGGAGAAGCUUAAAGAUGUGCAAACUCCAGGGGAAAAAAAUUAAAGAUCCCCCCUUUCACCAAUUUAUUUGAAAUCUGGGGGGUAGUAGGCACCCAUUGGGGCAUUACCACCUGACCCACUCUUCUGCCCUCAAAACCCAUUUUCUGCCCCAAAUCUGCCACAAAGACAUCCCAACUUAAAAAAAAAGUAAACAUCCCUUUGCCCCAUUUCUUUGAAAUAUGUAUGGUAGUUUCCUUGCACCCAUUGGACACUACCACCCACCACAACCCCUCUGGGCCACCCUGGUGCCCCUCCGGGGAGUUACUAAGCUUAGAGACACGCAAACUUCAAAAAUAUUUUUAAAAUCACCACUUUGCCCAAUUUCUUUGAAAUUGAGUGGUAACUUCCACCCAUUGGGCACUACCACCCACCCGCCCUCUGAAUUUUUCAGGUCCAAAUCUGGGGUGAUUUGUUUUGUCCCUGAAUAUAGGCAAUUGAGUACAGAGGUGAUUUGUUUUCUCUACAAAUCAGCCAGAUUCCGGUACAAAUCAUUUUGUACCCAAAUCGUUUCACACAUCCCUAAUUAUGGACAACAUGCUGAGUUGAAUUAUUAGUUGAUUAUUUGCAAACAUUUCAACAUUUGCAUCAGAAAAGCUGGGCAUAUAAGGAAUUUUAGUGUACUGAGUGCCAAAACCUGCUGCAUGUCAUAGUGGUAUAAAUUUUCAGUAUAUUUGAGUCUUAAAGCAGAUUUUGGAUUUUAAUUUUUUGGCCUUGAUAGCAGUGAUGAGGCCAAAAAAAAAAAAAAAAAAUGGAAACAGUGCAAUACAAAAUAAGUGUAUGCUCUGUGCCAUUUCAAUACCUUCAGGGGCAGUUCACACACUCUCCCUAGAACCUUCUGUGUGUGGUGAUGGAGUGGGCAUGCCCACCCACCUUACAGCAUGUGUGAAAUGUGUGAAAAAUUUGUGUCACAUUUAAGCUCAUCCACAUAUAGGCUCAAUGCUGUGGACUUCUCUUUCCAUUCCGCCCCCUCCCCAGGUUUAGGGGAGAAAAACCUCAUUCCGCUCCCAUUUUUAAUGUAUUUUGUUUAGAUAACAAACACACCCAUACUUGUAGAGCAUCAGAGUUGCAUGCUACUUUGUAUCUAGCGGUCUAUCAGUUUUAUUGUUGUUUGGCCACAGGCCAUUACAACUUAUUUGUAAAUGAUUGGUAUAUAUACAGCAAAACAUUUGGUUAUAUUAGUCUUUGCUUUUCAUGGCAUAUGUUAAUUAAACAAAACAUUAGCAGAUCUGUACACAAAACAAUUACUUACAAAAUACUGAUAAAUACAAAUUAUACAAAAUUUAACCACAAAAUGACAUUAUUCCAAAUAACCAUAUAUGUGGAAGUUAGGGCCUCAUGCAUACCCACCACCACAUGAAGAUCAUCUGCCAGAUGAGUUUGUGAACUGGCCCCAAGAAAUUGAGAAAGAAUCCCAUUAAAUCACUGUCACUCAUUCAAUUGCUUGCUUCUAUAUAGCAUAGGGGCCAAUUCAAACAAGACUUUAAGUGCCUAGAAUCUAUGUGUGGUGGUGUGAGAUCAUUCAUACCUACCUGUCCUGCCUCCAGACCUAAUCAAAUCCAGCCAAUGGACAAACUGGCUAACAUCCUGACUAGCAAAAGUGGAAGCAACUCCCUGCACACAUGCUGUUGUGCCAAACCCCUUCAAGUAGCACUCCCCCCACUCCAGAAACACUCUCUAUUUAUCAGAUAUACGUUGCUGAGGGCCAGCAAUGUGUUUCCAAUCUUGCAGAGUCUCUACGUCUCUCAGCGUGUUUCCAAUCUUGCUUUGGGACUCUAAGGGCUCUGGCGCAACAAGGCUCCAGCACUUCCCCGCAGUCCCUCAAAGUGUGCUCACUUCAGUAGUCAGGAUGUCAGCCAGUGUUUGCAUAAGGGAAUCAAAUCAAAGGUAAAAACAAAUGGUUCAGAGAGGGAAGCUAUUCUCACGACCAGGAGAAAUCGGGCUAAGGGAGCCUAACUCAAUUCCGCCGGGACGUCUCCUGCCACGGGAGCCACGCGACUCCCAGCAGCAAACUGCCAAAGGUACCCUUCCCCUUAAAUGAGGUUAGCGGAGCGAGCGCUUGAUCGUGUGCUGCCAUGUUGCGGCUCCACGCCAUGGCAACACACAAGGAGACCCCCACCAAGAGACUAAAACAAGCCUCCUGGCCCCAGGGAUCUCUCCCGAAUGCCCCUCACACUCACGCGGGGCAUCCUGGAACUUCCGGAGGCCAGCUGGCCCCCGAUCGCCAACACCCCUGCCACUCUGUGACAGAGCCAGCAAUCGUGUGGGCGGCUGAUCUGGCUGCCCAGAGAUGGCUCCCUGCCCAUGUGUGGGGAGAGCAGGAUAAGCCCGCUCUCUCUGUACUAACCCUAAUGGCACUUCACACCAAUUGUGUGAAGCGCCUCAGGGUGUUUUCACUAAACCUGGACUAAACUCAGCCCUAAAAUAUCUCCUACCUUGAACCCAAACUAUAACAGAACCAAUAUUUACACAACAGAAACUGGUUCAAAAUAAGAACGAGAAUCUUCUGAAAGUGUAUGAGAGGCUCUCGCUCUCUCUCUUAACCUCCUUCAACCCGAGAGAGAGAGGUGAAAAAAAACUAGAUUUCCAAGAAAACCAUUGGAGAUAGAGAGGAGCAGAGAGAGACUUCUGGCACUGCUUGUUCUGCAUUUACCAUUUUACCAAGUUUAAACUAGUUAUCUUAGGUGAAAACAAAGAAGAAACGAGUCUAACCAAACUGUGGGCUGAACUGGAAUUUCUAAAUGCGAUGUAUGAAGGAUUUUUUAGUCUGAAAUGGCUGGUUAAAGGAAGCUGAUGAUUUUGAGUGUAAAAAUUCCAAAAACCAAGAAAUCCUUGAUCAAAGAAGGCCUACUAGUGUCUAGUUGUAUCAUUUUAUCAGUGAACAUCUUCUCAGUUAAAAUGAAAAGAAGAAUUGCUGUGCUGAAUAAGACCAAAGUCAAUUCAGCUGCAGAAUUCUGUUUCCAGCAGCAGCCAGUCAGAUAUCUCUGGAAGUUCUCAAGCAUGGCAUCAAAGUGAUCGGCAUCCCCUGUGGAUUUAUUUCCAGCAUCUGGUACUCAGAGAUGCUACUUCUGAAUGAGGAAGUUACAUGCAGCUUUCUAGGGAUGUGCUCGAACCACGGUUUUUGAGAAGCGGUUUGAACCCUUGUCGGGAGUGGGAGCUUUAAGAAAGAGAAAAGCACGUCCAUACCUGCUGGGGCGGUGCUCAGCCCAAGUACCCCUGUGCGGUGCCAACGUGCACUCUUUCUUAAAGCUCCCACGCCCAACCAGGGUUCAAAUUGUGCUGCAACCACAUCCCUACAGCUUUCCUGGCUAAUGACCUUUGAAAGAACUAUCCACCAUGGAUGUGUCUAUUCCUUUAAAAAAAAUUAUCUAAGUUAGUGCUAUCAGAUCAUUGGCACUUCUUGAUAAUUAGAUAUAACUGAACACUUAAGGGUGUGGUAUAUGCAAGUAAAAUAUUGCAUUCUUCAUCAGAAUUAAACAUAGCAUGAACACUUUAUUUAAUUCUGUAAGUAUUUGACAUUAAUCAAUAGGAAAUAUAUCUGAACAAGUUAAAAAUCACUAAAUUGAUUACUGAACCAUUUUAAAAUGUCUAAAUUGGAAAGUUUUUGUGUUUUUUACGUGAGCCUGAAUUAGAACUGAACCCAAACUGCUAAUGGCUCAGUGUCUUUAUUUACAUUGGCCUGAGAAAUAAUCCAGUAUGUUUGGGCUUGAACUGUGCAGUUUUCCCCCCAGAUUGUAUGUGUAUUAACAGCUGUAUAUUUCAGAAUAAUGUCCACUGGCUUUCAGCACCCAAAGUAUGGAUGCCCAGAAGGCCUGGAGGCAAGGCAAACACAUUGCAUGGAAGCCAGGCAGGAGUGAUUCUGCUUUCUCACUGCACCUAGGGUCUACACACUUAAAUCACCAUCUGAACUGGUUUUAAGACAUUAACCCCAGCAUUAGUAAUCUAGAUUCUUUUAUGUUUCUAGUCCUAACCAGAGAACUAUUUAGCCAUAAUGUUCUUUCAAGUGAGAGUUUUAUAUUGCAGUGACAAGCAACUUUUUUUAAUUUGAUAAAACUGUAUUAUAAUGCCUUAUUUAUUUUUAAUCUUGUACAGUAUUAAAAACAUUGGCCUUUCAUGUAUGAUUAGUUAUUAUUAAUUAUUAUUAUUCACUUUAAAGGAUGUAUGAAGUUUUGUAAAUACUUUUAGCUAUGACAGGUUUACUGCAUGUACACUUGUAUAAAAAUGCAAAAAGGCACACUUUUAACAAAUGCUAACGAUUUUUUGUAAACAGAGGUUUUACAUGUGCAUGAAGAUUAUAAACCCUUUGGAAAUGGAUGUCCUUUUGCUUCUCUUCUGCAAUCUACUGCAUGCCACUCAUGCCUGACUUGUUUUUUUAAAAAAAACAAAAACAAAAACAAACAAACCUGAAAGAGUAAGUUACUUUCUAUAUGUUUUUGACAUAUCACUUUUGACACAGAGUUUUUAAGGCACUAGUUGCAUGUGCGUACUGCAAAGCAAAAUCGAAAUUACAAAGCAACGCCACAAGAAAACUUUAACCUAACUAUCAUGUUCUGCCAACCUCCGUGUUGCUAGGUCCACAUUAUAUGGUAUAUGAAAUGUGCUCUCAACAUCUAUGCUACCUUUAUAACAGUACCUUUGGUCAUUAGAAGCAAUAAAUUUAACUCCACAUACUGUAAUAUAUAUAUAAAAGUGAGUGGAAGUAAAUAGUGGUGUAAAAUCAAGUCUACCAAUUCAGUAGGUACUGUUUGAUACCUUGUUUGACUUAACAGUAUAAGUAAAUGUUUGAUUUUUCAGAAGGGGAUGACUCUGUAAAUCCCAAAGUGCCACAGGACAAAAUUGCCCCUGCAGACAUGAACAUAUGAAGCUGCUUAGGCCGAGUCAGAUCAUUGGUCCAUCUGGCACAAUUACUCUGACUGGCAGCAACACUUCUAGGUCUCCAGUAGAGGUAUUUUCCAGCCCUAUUAUCUUAGCUUAACUAGAAAUGCCAGGGACUGAACCUGGGAAAUUAUGCAUGCAAAGCAUGUGGUCUGCCAAUGAGCUAUGGAAAAGUGACACAGUUUACUCUGAAAUGCAUUUACAUAUACUGUAGAAGAGAUCUCAAGGCGGAUGGACCAAGUAGUCAAUUUCAGCAGGUUGUAAGCAGGCAGAACUGCACUGAAGGAUUUGGGGGUGGGGUGGGAUGAAUUUGGUCCAUUAAAGUUACCCAGAUUGUAUUAUUAUGUGGUCAUAAUUGCUAUGUGUUAUUGUAUCUGAGAGAUACACUAUAUGAAGAGAUGGUUUUCAUAUGUUAUAUUGCUGAAUAUGAUUUUUAUUCAAUGGCCUUAUUUCUUUUAUUCUUAUGGUUCCAAAAAUGAACUGUGGUACCAAAAAUAAAAUCCUGAGCUGAAUUGUGGGAUUGUUUUAGUUAAUUAAUUUGCCUUUUCUUUUCUCUGUUUUCUGAGGUUUUCUAAAUCAAGGUUGCUAACUUAAACAUGUUUACUAGAAUGUAAAUCCCACUGGUUUCAGUAGAACUUCUUUUCAAGUAGGCGUGACUUCAGCCCAGGCAUUGCUUCCAAUGAAACCAGUAGCAACACUCUCAUUGAUUGUUCUUCUGCGUCAGAUUUUGGACUGCAUUCAGAUUCCAUUUACUUCAGUGUAAUGGAAACAGAAUGUGAUUUCCUGAUUAACUGGGUUUUGUUUAAUCUCAUUUCCUGCCAGGAGGGGUUUUUGUUUGUUUGUUUUGAGACAAUGUACGUGAAGCACUUUAAACAUACAAAAGUAUUAUAUAAAUUCUAAUGAUGCUAUUUAGUAUUAGUAGUUUUAAAAAAAACCACCCCAAAUUCCAAGCUUGUUUGUACAUUCAAUAAAUGUGCUUUUCACUUUUUUAAAAAAUGCAAGAAGAAAGUGCAAGGCGUACCUAACCUAUGAAAACGACAAUAUCCCGAGUCUCAAACACUCUAGUAUAGUAGAGCAAAUGCAUUAGGAUGUCAGUAAUAUAAUGUGACCAGUAACUGCAGAACAGAAUUGAGGUAAAAAUCCUGUGUGCUCGACAGUGGGUAUAUCUUGUGCAGCCAAGUAGUGUGGACUUGCAAAACUCUAAUGUAUUAUAAUAGGAACUUGAACAUUUAGCUGACUCUGUGCAUCACAGCAUAGUUAUUUUACACUUCAGCUUCUUUUUCCCCCUUUUAUACUUGAGGAUAUAUAUAAACACACACAUGCCAGGAGCCAUCAGAACUAAUCACUCUCUUGCAACAAUUUUUUUUAUCAAUGCAACAAUUAAGAACUUGCCCAUGCUCACAUAGUAAUACCUUUAUUCUUAUAUUGCCACUUAUUUCUCUCUCACUUGGCACUGAGUAUGCAUUCUGGCAACACUGAAUAUUUCCUUCUUCAUCUUCAUGCAGUCUGCUUCCACGCUUCUGACCUCCUUUUCUCUCUUUCCACACUCAUCCCCAUUAAUGCAGCACUCGGUGUACACCAGUUGUGAGACUCUUGUCUUGGAGCUCCCUGGUCAUGUAAUGCCAGCUGAUUCACACCUGCAGGUUAAUGGGCUGCUGCAUGGUGGUCAUUCUGGGCAAAGUCAAAUGCAGUUCCAUCCUGCUUGGAUGGUCUUUGUUGGGACAAAUUUGUCCUGUUCAGUAUAGGCUGCUGCAGAGGAAAGGAUGCAAUGAGGAAGCAGAAGUGACAGAAAAAGCACCAAGAAAAAACACAGAAGGUGGUAAAAAGCUGUGAUAAUGAAUAAAAUGUUUGGUUUAAAAAAUAAAAAUGUAAACGUGGGCAUAUAUUUCAUGUCAGUAGUUGGAAGAGGCAAGAUUUAUUUCAGAAAUCCCAACUCAAGCGAUGCUCACCAACUAAAAAAGUAGAGACUAAGGUCUAGGCAGGGAAGACAUUAUAGCAGCAGUGAAAGCUCAAUUAUGACAGAUGUGGAUAAUUCCACAGACAUCUCCUCUAGAGCAGAAUCACUUUUAGUCAAGAAGCUUCAACUAUGAGUCUGACUAACACUUUCCCAGUAGGUUUAUUCAGGCUCUCUGACAAUGAGCAGUUCCGGAAAGAGUUCAUAGGUGAAAUACGAGAGGUGGAAGGUUGUCUGGGGAGACAGACAGUAGGGAGCGAAGCUCAGCUGGGGUUGGAGAGCCCAGCCUUAGUACAAGAACAUGGGGGAUGGGAGAGAAGAAAGGUCCUGGAGAGAUCUCUGUGGGAAAGACGCCAUCAUGGAAAGACUUUCCCUGCUCUAGCAGCUCCAGAAACAGCUAUAAGGAAAGGUUUGGAAUGAUAUGGGGGAAGAAGAAAGUGGGUCUUCUGAAUCCCAGCCAGUAUGUUCAGGACUGUGGCUUAAGACUCUGCCCUCUCUUCCCAAGCAGCAUAGCAUCAUAUUCUGCAUAAAAUAGUGUUACAGGAAGCAUACAAUGUUCUUGAUUUUUUUUAAAAGCACAAAUCUUCUGUUUGUUUUUACAACUUUAAGAUGAUAGUGAUGAACUAAAGGCUGAUUCCCUAAACUCCAAAGGAAUCUAAUAGUAGGUGCUGUGCCACCUGCCGCACAUAUGUGGAUUUAAACAAAGUACAUGCAGAUGGAGAGUUAAGCCUAUUUAUGCAAAGUGCCUAUAAAGAAUCCAUAAUAAUUAAUAUAAAGAUGAAACAAUCUGACAGGUUCAUUAGGAGGUACUAUAAAAACCUACAGAUCUCUGAAAAGAAUAUUCUUUCUAGAGAUCUGUAAACCAGCAUUUGACUGACAAGUUCUCCAAUAAAUUAAAUUAAAAAUAUAUGUCUAAGAAAUGUAUUACUUUAUCAUGUCACAGACCACUUCUGCUCACUGAGGAUUUUUUCAAACAUGAGACGUUAAGUGGCUCUUGCUUCAGUCAGGUUUGUAAUAGGAAUACAGAACCUACGUUGGUCAGACAUUAACAAGUAGUGUAAAUGAGGCUCAUGUGUGAAAAUGGUCUAUGACUACAUUUCAUAGACCAUACAGAUUAUAUACAGAUUAAACAUGAAAAUGUCAAGGCAAAUAAUCAAGCAGGGAUGCCUUAGUUACAUUGUGGUGGGCAAUGUAUUUAUUUAUUUAUUUAUUUUUGCAACAAAUGAGAAAUCCCUUUUCAACUUCCUCAUAGCCUUCCAGAAGAAAUGUGCCACCAAGCAUUUCCAAAGGAGCCCAUGCUGCAAUCAGAUGGUAUGGGUUGUGUGCAGAGGCAUUUAUACCUGUGGCCUUCUACACAUACUCAAAGAAAUGGUGCCAAUCAAGAACUGAUUUCUUUUUUGUGUGCUGCACCUCAGCACAACGCAAUGUUCAACUAGACAUAUAGCUGUAACUCUACUUUUAAAACAUGCUGUAGUAAUCUGGAGUUCUUUCUGCUAAGGGGUCCACAUGUGGUUGCUGCUACCAUGUGCCCAUGACCUCUCUAACAACAUUUGAAAUGGGGAGACCGUACAGGAGGGGGUGAAUGACAUGACCACUUUCUUCACAAGCACUGUCAGAGGACUGGCACUUUGAGUUUGAGGGAAAGGAUUGUGUCAUUCUUCCCUCCAGGUUUUCUCCCCUCUUAGGCAGUGUUGGACAUGGCAAUAUGGCAGUGGUAAGCAUAAAGUUAAGCUAAGAGCCAGCUGAUCUAACAGUAAAACAUUUGUACAAUGCUUCACUUCAGGCUACAAGGGGGUGGUCUGAAUGUUUGGAUGCUCCCUUGUAUCUAGGGGGAGCCUUCCUACACAUAAAAACCGCAAGUUAGAGAGAAGACAUGCCCAUGCCAAUUCUAACUUCUCUGCUAGGUUUGUAUGUGCAGGGAGCUUUUUUAAGUGAGGAAGCAUGCAGACAUGUAGGUCACCCUACUGGCAGCCUAAAGUGAUCAAGGCCAAGAAAAGCAUUACUACUUGAUUCUGCUCAUAAAUUAGCCCCAAUAAGGUUGACUUACUGAAAAGUAGGAGGGACAAAAAAAACCCUAUACAUAUAUUCUGUUACUGGGCUUCUGUGGCUCAGAGUUUAAUAGGCAUUGGCUCACAUACCGUGCAGGGGAACAUGGGCCACUUAAGCAGUUGUGUGACCCAACUCCCAUUACUCGUGCAACUGCAUGCACAGAACCUUUACCAUAGAGCAGGGUUGCCCUGCGGCACAACCCCACUGGCGGUGCUUACAGGGCUGUGGGCGGUGCUCACGUUGCCCAUGUUCCCUUACACAGUAUAGGAGCCAUUGUGAAUUGGUUUGAUACCCUCAAUUAAAUCACUAAAUGGUUUAGACCCUAAGUUCUAAUUCCUUCAGAAUUCUAAGGAUGAAAAUUGCCAUUUGUUUCACUGAGCUGUGAAUCUGGUCCAUUAUGUUACAAAUAUCCUAAUGGGUAUAAUGUUUGGGGGUUUUUAAAGCUUGAAACCUAAACUAGAUGUAACACACCAUCGUGUGUAUCUUCUCCCUGAUUUUUUUUUAAACAAACAAACAAAAGUGUCUUCAGGAGGCUCCAAGUGGAGGAAUGCUCAAAAUUGCCUACCUGCCCCCAGUUGUUUUUCCACCCACAUGAGGAACACAUCAGGAAAUCACAACUGGUUGUCACAUCUAGUUUGGGCUUUAGAGAAGGGGACUAACUACCACAGCAAAAGUAUCAUAUAUUCUCUUCAGUAAUACAAUAACUUAACACAAUGUUAAACACACUGGGUAACUUGGAAUGAGAAAUUUGCAUAAAUAAUACGGGUCUUUUUUUAUGUAUAUAGAAUAUUGUAGAGUAUCUUCCAGUCUUUUUCAGGAUUGUUGAAUUGAGAAGAGCAAUUGAAUAUUUGUCCUAUUUUUAUGUUGGGGGGGAAAGUGAAUGGACUGAAAUGUUAAACUUGUGAAUGUACAUUUCUUACUGCAACUUUUAUACUGAGUGUUUGCACUGUUAUCAUUUCUGGAAUCUAAUUAAUAAAGGAAACAAUCUGCUUGGGUAAAUAA
This is a messenger RNA of Hemicordylus capensis (graceful crag lizard), 18575 nucleotides long. It is a transcript of the gene ADCY1, whose product is annotated as adenylate cyclase 1. Lineage: Eukaryota; Metazoa; Chordata; Lepidosauria; Squamata; Cordylidae. Bases 505 to 4053 code for a protein of 1182 amino acids. Gene Ontology annotation, biological process: adenylate cyclase-activating G protein-coupled receptor signaling pathway; cAMP biosynthetic process; intracellular signal transduction. The record is from RefSeq and is a predicted model, not a curated record. Gene Ontology annotation, cellular component: plasma membrane. The transcript is spliced from 20 exons. Gene Ontology annotation, molecular function: adenylate cyclase activity.